Punica granatum (pomegranate) is the source of this 623-nucleotide messenger RNA. The record is from RefSeq and is a predicted model, not a curated record. Lineage: Eukaryota; Viridiplantae; Streptophyta; Magnoliopsida; Myrtales; Lythraceae.
GAUGAGGAUGGUGUUUGACAGCUACGGCCAGAAAUGCUACAAGUCUUACGCGGAUGCUGCCACAUUACUCCUCCGCUUCUUGAAGUACAAGAAACCUCACGAUGUCAAGUCAAACAUAAACCCGAUCGCGCACACGGACAAAAGCUUUAUAUCGUUCUUGCACCAGAACAACGUGAGGGGACUUGAGGUGAUGACUAAAGAUGGAGAGUGGUUCACCUUCGAGCCUUCUCCUUCUUCCUUCAUGAUCAUGGCUGGUGAUGCAUUUGUAGCAUGGAGCAAUGGGAGGAUCAAGGCUUGCUACCAUAGAGUCGCAGUGAGGGAGGAGAAUGAAGUCAGAUACUCGCUCGGGGUGUUCUCAUAUCAGAAGGGGAUGAUAAAAACACCGGAUGAGCUCAUCGAUGAAGAGCGCCCGCAGCAAUUUAAGCCAUUUGAUCACGUCGAUUUUCUCUGCUACCGUGAUUCCAGCGACAACCGAGUUAAAGCCCAGAGCCUCAUCAAGACUUAUUGGGGGGUUUAGGACCCGGCUCGAUCCACGUUAUGGUUUAGUCGAGAAUAAGUUCGAGGGAGUCUUUCUUUCUUUCUUGUUUAGUCCUUCUUAUAAAAAAUAAAUCCACUUUGCCAUC